Fulvia fulva is the source of this 354-nucleotide messenger RNA. RefSeq lists its product as uncharacterized. The coding region runs from base 1 to 354 and encodes 117 amino acids. The transcript is spliced from 2 exons. The record is from RefSeq and is a predicted model, not a curated record. NCBI's taxonomy places the organism in Eukaryota, Fungi, Ascomycota, Dothideomycetes, Mycosphaerellales, Mycosphaerellaceae.
AUGCAACACUCGAAUCAGCAAGUCGCACCUGUUGCGAACAUGAAGCGAGAGCCCAACGAAGAGCUCUUCAUACCAGAGGGCACGUCAAGCAACAAGCGCCCACGGGUCCGCGAUGCCCGAGAGACAGCCGCCAAUGGGCGUGAGACCGACGUGAACUAUCUGAAUCCCAAAGCCCCACGUAUCGCCACGAACCAUGUUCUGUACCCCGGUAUCGAGCAACAGAUGCGGACGAUGGUGGAAACAUUCCUUCGAUCACACGGAAGGGCGACGACGGCAGGCCUCAAGAACAAACAUGUCGGCACGUCCUGCGAGGAGAUCAACAAGUACACCAACGUGCAAGACUCGUAUCCCUAG